Messenger RNA from Lycium barbarum (goji berry), 1429 nucleotides. Its product is annotated as transcription termination factor MTERF9, chloroplastic-like. Gene Ontology annotation, cellular component: chloroplast. Gene Ontology annotation, molecular function: double-stranded DNA binding. The transcript has a single exon. Gene Ontology annotation, biological process: chloroplast organization; regulation of DNA-templated transcription. The record is from RefSeq and is a predicted model, not a curated record. The coding region runs from base 207 to 1325 and encodes 372 amino acids. NCBI's taxonomy places the organism in Eukaryota, Viridiplantae, Streptophyta, Magnoliopsida, Solanales, Solanaceae.
CACUGAGUGCACCUUAAAUGGUGCUCUACGAAGUGCGAAUUUGGAUAUAAUCAGGCUCCAAUGCGGAUGCUGAACAUCGCGUGGGGGAAAAAAAAUUGUGCCUGAGUGAGUAAUACAAUAAUUAGGAAGUGGUAAAUUGGAGACUUGGAGAAGAAAUGAGAGCAUAAACCCUUAUAGACCUUCCGAAUUUUGGCAAGAAGGCAAGGAUGCUUGUCAAAGGUCGAGCUAUAUCUUCUUUAAUAUUCAAAUUUGAGGGCAACAAUGGGUUUCUCUUUCAAUACUCAACAGUUGCAGCAACUACCCCAACCCAUCUCAUUGUAAAUUACCUCAUCAACUCUCUAGGAUUCUCCAAACAAGAAGCAAUCUCUGCAUCUGCCAAGGUAACCCGCAUUAAUUCUUUCAAGAAUCCAGAUAUAUCUGUCAAUUUCUUGAAACAGACAGGUUUUAACGACACCCACAUCAAAAUCUUGGUUUCCAAGUCCCCAGAACUAUUAUUCCAUGAUGUUGAAAAAAACCUUAAACCCAAAUUACAGUGUCUUAUGGAACUUGGGUUAUCAGGUUCUGAUUUAGUCAGUGUCCUCAUGAGAGAUUGCUCAUUUUUUAACAGAGGAUUAGAUACUCAUAUAAGACCUGUUAUAAAUUGUCUUAGAAAUUUAUUGGGUAGUGAUGAAAAUGUGGUUAAGGUUAUAAAGAGAACUUCUUGGUUGAUUAGUUAUAAUAGUUGUAUGACUAUCGAAGGUAAUCUGAAUUUAUUGCGAUCGUUUGGCUGUUCAAAUGAUAAGAUCAAGAAUUUUGUGCUUACAUGUCCCAAAAUUCUUAAAAUUAGUACCAAGAGGCUUGAGGAAACGCUGCAUAGGGUGGAAAAAGAUGUUGGAAUUUCUCGUGAUGCGGUAAUGUUUUACCACAUCGUUGGUGUACUUGCUUGCUUCAGUGAAUCGACUGUAGACAUGAAAUUCGGAAUAUUCAAGAGUUUUGGGUGGUCUGACACGGAUAUUCUGACCAUGUUGCAAAAGCUACCUUAUUGUGUAGGCCUAUCAGAGGCACGGAUUCAAACUGCAUUGACAAUUUUGAUGGAAGAACUCGGAUACAAGUCUAUUUACAUAGCUACUCACCCUUCGCUUUUAGCAUACAGUUUGGAGAAGAGGCUAAUACCUAGGUAUGAAAUGUGGAAACUCGUAAAUGAAAAGAAUCUGAUAACGAGUAGGCGGGAGUUUUACACAGUUAUGACAUGGCCCAAAUCAAAAUUUUUGGAGAAGUAUGUGCUGCCUGUCAAAGCUGAACUGCCUGACUUGUAUGAUUUGUACAUCAAGAGGAUAGGAAAAUAGAAGCUUUUCAAUAUCAUUUAUUCUUUUGGUGGAUGUGCAGAGCAAUCUUAGUUUUCAGCGACAGAAAGCGAAUUUUGUUUAAUCAGAUUACCUUUUCUCUUUGA